AUGGGAACAACAGGCAAAUCAGCAAGCUCCGGAGGAAGGCCCCUACUGCCACCUCCUCCUGUCGGCUUCAGCACUGGGCUCUCGGAGCAGGAACUCCACUGUGCGUCUCUGCCAGCGCUGCCCUACUGCAAGCGACCUGACCUUCGCCAUCCAGACAGGGAAGGCUCCACGGAGGACCCCAGUACCAACUACGCCUGCAUCGCUGAAAACAAACCCACCUGAGAGCCCCAGACACCGCCCUCAACCCAGGCAAAAGUCCUGUGGCUCACCCAGCAAAGGCCGUGGUCUUGAGGCCUCCCACGUCUCAGACUUCUCAGUCUGUCUCAAGUCCCCCCCCCCCAUUCAUUAUGCCCCCCCCAUUCAAUAUGGCCACAAUCGGAACUUAAUUGACUUACCUUCCCAUCCACUCUGGGAUUGAGUAGUGACUUAUCGGAUGAAGAAGGGUCUUUGGGGACCCAAGCUCCCCUGAGGCCAGAACAGAGCAUAAUAGACCCUGCCCCGCCCCUUAUAUGCGAUUUCGCUUUCUACUAUUUCAGUUACCUGCAGGCAGAAAAUAUUAAAUGGAAAAUUCCAGAAAUAAACGAUUCCUAAAUUUCAAAUUGCA
Artibeus jamaicensis (Jamaican fruit-eating bat) is the source of this 604-nucleotide messenger RNA. It is a transcript of the gene LST1, whose product is annotated as leukocyte specific transcript 1. Bases 1 to 222 code for a protein of 73 amino acids. The record is from RefSeq and is a predicted model, not a curated record. The transcript has 2 exons. Gene Ontology annotation, biological process: dendrite development; cell morphogenesis; immune response. Gene Ontology annotation, cellular component: membrane. Lineage: Eukaryota; Metazoa; Chordata; Mammalia; Chiroptera; Phyllostomidae.